CAGAUUCUUUGGUCGGCUCUUUGAAAAGCCAUCCAUGUUUUUGUUAAUUUAUAGAAUAAAAAUUUGAGUUUUCCCAAGAAACAUUGCUAUAUAUAAACAAGCCAGUGAGACUUUGAGAAGGCAUUGAUCGUACGUAGAAGAAGAAAAAGAGAGCAAUGGCCACCAUUACAACCGAUCGUUCAACUCAACUAAAUGCUUUCGAGGAGACCAAGACCGGCGUAAAAGGCCUUGUUGAUUCUGGAAUCACUGAGGUUCCGGCUAUCUUCCGUGCGCCUAUGGUUGUUUUAGAUAACCUAAAACCACCACCAGCUUCGCAGCUAACGAUCCCGACCGUUGAUCUGAAAGAAGGAGGAGUCUUCUUAAAGAACCAAGAGGGCUCGGUCACGCGGCGAGGCAUGGUGGAGAAGAUAGGAGAUGGGGCGAAAAAAUGGGGAUUUUUCCAGGUGGUCAAUCACGGGAUUCCUAUCGACAAGAUGGACAAGAUGAGAGAAGGGAUUCGAGGGUUUCACGAGCAGGACACGGAGUCUAAGAAACGGUUCUACUCUCGCGAUCACACCAGAAAAUGGGUUUGCUACAGCAACGUCGAUCUCUACACCGCUCGGGCUGCGAGCUGGAGAGAUACCCUUUGUUGCUAUAUGACCCCCGAUCCUCCCACACUGGAAGACUUGCCUGCGGUUUGUGGUGGAUUAUGAUGGAGUACAAAAAAAGAAAUUAUGAAUUUAGGUGAACUGCUCUUUGAGCUUCUCUCAGAAGCCCUAGGGUUAAAGCCUAAUCAUCUCAAGGACAUGGGCUGCACCGAGUCACUGGUCAUGUUCUGCCAGUAUUACCCACCCUGCCCUCAGCCCGACCUUACUCUAGGCUUAAGCAAGCACACCGAUUUUUCUUUUCUAACCAUUGUUCUUCAGGGAAAUAUAAUCGGAGGGCUUCAAGUUCUCCAUGACCAGUAUUGGGUCGAUGUUCCUCCUGUCCCUGGGGCUUUUGUCGUUAACAUCGGAGAUCUUCUCCAGCUUAUAAGCAACGACAAGUUCAUAAGCGUGGAGCACAGGGUGGUAGCAAAUGGAGCCGCUGAACCGCGGAUUUCGGUGCCAUGUUUCUUAAGCAGCAUCAUGAAGGCGAAUCCUCGAGUGUAUGGACCCAUCAAAGAGCUUCUGUCAGAACAAAACCCUCCAAAGUAUAGGGAGUUAACCAUCAGUGAGUUCUCAAACAUGUUCGGGACAAAAGAACUCAAUACAUCUGCGUUACACCAUUUCAAGAUCUGAGAUAUUGACCAAAGAACAUGUCUUUGCGUUCGUAAAGCGUGCAUGUAUGCGUCAACACCAUGUCAAGAUCUCUGAGUCAAUCACAAAAUAUAAACCGUCUCCGUAAUAAUAAUGUGUCUGAUUGUCUUCAUAAUUCUCUUUUGACCAAAUAAAAUCCCUUAAGCACCAUUGACCCAA
Messenger RNA from Brassica oleracea var. oleracea, 1436 nucleotides. RefSeq names its product 1-aminocyclopropane-1-carboxylate oxidase homolog 8. The record is from RefSeq and is a predicted model, not a curated record. NCBI's taxonomy places the organism in Eukaryota, Viridiplantae, Streptophyta, Magnoliopsida, Brassicales, Brassicaceae.